GCCGCAGAGCCAGGAGACAGCCUCCCUUUAGUCCGCUUGGCCUCGCUGCCGCCCCAGCGGGAAGCUCCGGAGGCCUUUGCCACAGCUGGCUCACAUCCCAACCCCAACUGGCCUUCUCCUCCCUUCAGCCUGGACGCCUGGGGAGCCGUGAGGAGAACCUCUCGGAGCCGCUGCUGGUGCCAUGGACCCAGACGCCCGCGAGACCCGCCCAGAGAGCAACGAGCGCUUCACUGAGGAUGUCAUUGAGUAUUUGCAGGACACAGUGAGCAGAGAGGAUCUGCAACUCCUGCUGAACGAAGAGGCCUGGAAGAGCCUGGUGGCCGAGGCUGAUCUGUCCAGGGAGGAAGCAGAUGCGCUGUAUGAAGCUCUGCAUAAACUUAAAGGAGACACCACCUUGGAGGACAAAGCCGCACUCCAAGGACACAUGCUGGACAGGGAGAGGUUCUUGGAAGUGUUUCCCCAGGUGAGAGGGGAGCUGGAGGCACACAUAGAGAAGCUGCACGCCCUUGCAGACAGGGUGGACAAGGUGCACAGGGACUGCACCAUCUCCAACGUAGUGGCCAACUCCACCGGCGCUGUCUCUGGAAUCCUCACCAUCCUUGGCCUGGCUCUGGCGCCUGUGACAGCAGGGGUCAGUCUGGCCCUUGCUGCCACUGGGGUGGGGCUGGGAACGGCAGCCGCUGUGACGACAGUCUCCACUAGCAUCGUGGAGCAUUCAAACGCUCUGUCAGCCCAAGCAGAAGCCAGCGGCCUGUUGUCCACCAGCUCGGACAGGAUGAAGGUGGUUAGAGAGGUGGUGGGCUUCGGUGUGUCCAGAGCCUUUUCCUUAACCAAGAACUUCCUGCAAGUGCUUGAAGACAUCGGGAAGCACAUCCGGGCCAUCAAGCUGGCCAAAACCAACUCCCGCUUACUUGCCAAUGCCCAGCGGCUCAUGACCACCGGCAGAGUCUCAGUCCGGAGUGGUAAGCAGGUACAGAAAGCCUUCGGAGGCACGGCUCUGGCCAUGACCAAAGGGACCCGGCUCAUGGGUGCGGCCACCGCAGGUUUCUUCCUUCUGAUGGACGUGGUCAGCCUCGUGCAAGACUCAAAGCAUCUGCAUGAGGGGGCAAAGGCAGAAUCAGCCCAGGAGCUGAGGCAGAAGGCGCGGGAGCUGGAGCAGAAGCUUCAGGAGCUCCUACAGACCCACGAGAGGCUGCAGCUGGACCCGUCGCCGUGACCUGCCGGGGACUCCUGCCACGUCCAGCGCGGGUGAGGGAAAGGGUUUCUGUCGAGGCCGAUACCGGCUGUAGAUUAAUCACUAAGAAACUUAUCUAAUUAAAUAACCACAGGAGCCUAUGAUCUUUUUAAAUCCAAGGGGGUGUGACGGAUUGAGCCAUGCCAAGACCUGGCCUCUAACUGCAUGGAGGAGCCCACCUGCCCUUUAUUUAGAGUCGUCAGGGAAAGGGGGACCAGGGGGAGCUGCUUCUGUGAGGAACAGGGUGGGCUGGGGUUAGGGAGGCCAUCUGCCAUGGCGGGUCCCCAAGUGGAAGGAGCAUCUCCUCAAGGGGGAGCCGCUCUGCAGAGUCCCCUACCCCAGACUGUGGGAAACAGUCUUGUGACUGCCAGUUCCUGGGAGCCAGUUCCUGGCUCGCCCAGGCCUGAUUCUGUCAGCCCUGGAUGGCUGCCCGCAUAUUCCCCCUUUCCUAGUUUUUAAAUGCAAGUGAUGGGCAGCAACUUGGAGGUCCUAGAUCUUGGUUCCGAGUGUAUGGUAACCUAUUCUCAUGAUACAAAAAAAUUAGUAGCAAACAUAUCAUUUCAACAAUAUACCAUCUAAUUUAGGGAGUUUUUGAUCAACUAGAGAUGCAGGGUCCAUGAGAUCAAUUUUGCUUUUUUGAAUAUCCUGGAUGUGAUGAUGUAACUUUAUAAGAUCCAGGCUAUUAUUAUUGCUAUGUCAAAUGUCCAUUAGAUGAUUCUUCAUGAUCCUAGUCCCAUUGGGAAGUAUGAUAUUUAGUUGCAGUAACACAGAAAUACUUACAGUCAUCGGGCAUUUAAGCCUUUGUUUAAAUUAGAGAGCAAAAAACUCAUUACUUAUAUUUGUAAUAGUAGCUGUUGAAGCAUUUAAUUUGAUCUCAAUCAACUUAUUAAUACUUAACUUUCAGGGGCCAUAGAAUCUUGACAGAAUGAAUUAUGCCCCUAGAUAUAGUGAAGGUGGGAACAGAUAGAAACCUAAAAGAAUAAUUAAAAUAUAUAAGGCCCAAAUUAUCAUCAAAUAAGAAAUAACUGUUAGAAUAUAGAUGUGAAUUAUUCAUCUUUCUAGUGUAAUAUCAAUCAGUUUGUUGAAUUCUAAUUCGUUCUUUGUCACAUGGUUACCAGCAGUGCAACAUAAUAUCCAAGUAAUAGGGAAUAGUUCAAAUUACAUGGAGUUUCAAAAAUCAGAAUGAUUGUAUCUUAUUUUAUAUUCUGCAAAUAGUUUUAAAUAACUCAAUUAUUUACCUAGUUCCUUAGAUCUUUCAUUGUAUUAAAAAUUCAGAUUAAACAUGGUUGCUUGUAAAUUCUUUCUAGAAGAAGUCAAAGCAAAACACAUUUAGUGGCAAUGUUGCCACGUUAGGCCUUCCUGGCUUUGAAUCUUCUAGAGGAAGAUAUUUUGACAUAACUGUCUUUUAUCAAUUUUUGAAGAUCAAUCCAAAAACAUAUCCAUCACCUUCAGAGAUUUUAUGUAGUAUUGGCAAGACAUUUGUGUAUUUUAUCCAUUUAAGAAAAGUGCCAGAUUCUAUUGCAGAACAAUCAAGGUAAUAAGAUAUUGGUGCGUAUUCCACAGAAAUGACUGACUUUUUAUGAGAAAGUCCCAUUCUAAUAACUGUUUGAACAUAUAACCUUAAGUUCCAGGGGCCAGUAUUAUUGGCUGGCCUAGGUGCUCCUUACGCUGUCUUUUCCUCAAAGGUUACCUCUAGACAGCCAGAGUCUAUCAUGGGACCAGCAGAUAGGUAAGUUUCCAUUGCAGCCCGUGUAGUCAAAUCCAAUCACACAGAUGGGUGUAAUGUGAGCAUCUGCAAAACCUCCCAUCAUAUGAAUGCCAUCAGUAAAUACUGGGAUUGAUUCUCCAGUCCACAUCGCUGGGUGUGUUAAAGGUGGAUCUGGGAAAUAGGCCCAGUGAAUUUCCUUAUGGAUUUCACUUACCUGAGAGCUCAAUCGAGUCCGCACACAAACACUGUGGCUGGAGAUUUAAGACCUCCUUAUUGUAAAAUCUGGUGCAUUCGAUUGCUCCAUAUGUCAUUCAGCAGUGGUGAGACUCCCCAUAUCAUAAUUUUUAGAAAACAUUUUUGAAAUUAAGUGGGUUUACUUAGGGUUCUAUUUUCCCCUUUUCUAUUUUUUAAAAUUGUAGAAAAAGAUUGACAUAAACUGGAGCAUUAUUAGCCUUAAAUUGUACACAGUGGCCUAGCAUUGUACGAGUAUUUAAACCCAUAAGAAGUGACUUAAUGAAUAUUUCCAUUUGGCCAGGAAAAUUCAUAUAAGUUACCUAUUGUUAAAGUCAAUGUUAUUGAAUUGAAGAGGGCAUUACAACAAAAGAAGCCCUAGUUUUUACCAAAUAUAUAAUUUGAUUUUGUCUCUAGUAGUGGACUGAGUGACAAAGUUAUAAGAUAGAGUCAGUAUAAAUAUUGAAAAUCAGUUUUAAGACCUGUUUAUUUUGUAGAUAAUGGCCUUAUCAUCUUAAGUUACAUUAGAAUUGGUAGUAUCUUUUAGGAUAGUGAUCCAAUAAAUUAUUUAAAAAGUUUUAGAAUUUUAUUUCAUUGAUCUAGCAAUCAUAUUUUAAGGGAUUUGUGCAAAAAUAUUUUUUAUGCAUAAAGAUAUAGUUGUAUAUUUUUUAAAACCUUGUUUUCAAAGUAGCAAAAAUAAUUUAAAUGUCCAACAUAGGGCUUUAGAUAAAUGAACUAUAUGAUAAAAAAUCUGGCAUUAAAAGUAAUAUUGUAAAAGAAUACUAACUAUGUGUAAUUUAAAAUAAUUUUACAAGUUUUAAAAUUUACAAUAUAAUUCUAUAUGUAAAAAAUAAGUAUAUUUUUAAGCUUAUGCUUGGAAAGCAGUUCAGAAGUUUAUUUACUAAAUGCUAAUAAUAGUUAUUUAUGGAUAGUAGAUCCUCAAAAGAGUCCUGUGUGUAUUUAAUUUUUCUUAGGUGGGUCUCUUGACAAAAUUUAGAUAAGGUGCUCUAAUUUUGAAACCAUCUUUAGCCUCUUAUUUGAAUAUCAUUAUAUAAAACCUCCAUGUAUAAUUUGGAUUAAUAUAAACUAAGUAACAUAAUUUAAUAUCAUAUCUGAAACAUGAAAUAGGUAAGUCAAGAGAAUUUUUAUUCCCUCUUGGGGGAAGGUGUCAAAAUAUUUCUAUAUCCCAUAUUGUUAACCUUUAAAUAAGCUAGUGUCUCUUGAAUGUCCUUUAGAAAUAUAGUUAAGUUUACUUCUUAGUGUAGGGAGUCACAUAAAAAUUGUAUGACAUAUUAAUUUAAUUUUAAAAUGUUAAAUGACACAAUUAAAUUUUUACUAAAUUGUUAUUAUUAUAUAAGUUUGUAGGAGACCAUUAUUGUAAAAAGCUUUAGUUUGGAGAGCAUUAGCUUAGCAAAAUAUCCCUUCAAAUCAUAUAUUUUAAAGACUUCUUUAUCUGGGAAACAAGGAUACAAUUGACAUAACAAGUUAGUAAUAAUUAUCAUAGUAUCCAAUCGAUGAUCUUUUAGCAUUUCAUCCUUGUAAAUCAAUAAGUAUCUCCUGUAACAAAGACUUACAUAAUUAAUCCUAUUCACUUUAAAUUUGACCUAUUUAUUUUUAAUUGUAAGUCAAACAUCAAACACAUAAAUACCAAUAUUAUUUCUUUCCUGUUGAAGACAAUUGUCAGAAGUAGAUGAAUGAUAUAGAUCUUGACUAUAAUGGGAAUGAGCAAUUUUAUUAAUUAUUUGACCAGCUGGAAAAAUGUGAAUUAAUAAUUAUAAAGAAGACUUUAUUUGUAUUUGUCUAUCCAAUGUAGAUUAAAACUUAUUAUUAAAGUUA
Molecule: messenger RNA, 5009 nt
Organism: Sciurus carolinensis (gray squirrel)
Lineage: Eukaryota; Metazoa; Chordata; Mammalia; Rodentia; Sciuridae
Product: apolipoprotein L3-like
Exons: 3
Coding region: 182-1216 (344 amino acids)
Biological process (GO): lipid transport; lipoprotein metabolic process
Cellular component (GO): extracellular region; membrane
Molecular function (GO): lipid binding
Source: RefSeq, a predicted model, not a curated record